AUGACUGUUCUCGUGACUGGGGGGGCAGGAUUUCUCGGACACCACCUCGUCAAGCUGCUGCUGGAAGAGGGCAAGGAAGUCGUCGUAUUCGAUAACCUGUGGACGGGUUCGGCGAAAAAUGUCCGUCACUUCGAGCAGCAUCUGGGCUUCACAUUCGUGCAUUGCGACAUCAGAGAACGACUGCCAGACGUCGGGCACGUCGAGCAGAUCUACCAUCUAGCCUGCCCAGCAAGCCCGGAUCGUUUCGAAGAGAGUCCUGUGGAGAUAUUGGAGACCUGCUUUCAAGGCACCAAGAACAUCUUCGACCUAGGUGUCAAGUGUGGCGCUCGCGUGCUCAUCGCAAGCACAUCAGAAACAUACGGAGAUCCGUUGACAAGCCCUCAGUCUGAGCAGUAUCGAGGCAACGUGAACUGCUUCGGGCCAAGAUCAUGCUACGACGAAGGGAAACGCAUCGCGGAGUCCCUAGCUUACGCUUACCAUCACAAGCACGGACUCCAAGUUCGUGUUGCGCGGAUAUUCAACGCCUAUGGGCCGCAUAUGCAGCUCCAUGACGGGAGGGCCGUGCCCAACUUCAUUUCUUCUGCUAUGGAGGGCCAUUCGAUCGUUGUGUAUGGUGACGGGAAUUCCACGAGGUGUUUUCAGUAUGCCUUGGAUUGUGUCGAGGGCUUGCAUCGACUUAUGAAUAGCGACCACGACUUACCGGUCAACAUUGGGAGCGACGUCGAGAUGCCGAUCGGCCUGAUUGCGGACAUGGUCGCCCGAGUGGUCGCGGAAAAGAUGGGACACGCAGACUGCGUCGACGUGACGUUUCUGCCGCAGCGAGAAGAUGACCCGACGCAGCGACAACCUGAUAUUGGAUUAGCGAAGAGAGUGCUGGGCUGGGCCCCGAAAAUUGAGCUCGAGGAAGGCCUUGAUAGGACGGUCAACUGGUUUCUUGCAGAGAAAGUGGUGGCCAGUGGCUCGAGGAGAGCAGUGGGCGGUGCUAUCACACCUGGUCGGCUGUGA
Molecule: messenger RNA, 1005 nt
Organism: Emericellopsis cladophorae
Lineage: Eukaryota; Fungi; Ascomycota; Sordariomycetes; Hypocreales; Bionectriaceae
Exons: 4
Coding region: 1-1005 (334 amino acids)
Biological process (GO): D-xylose metabolic process
Cellular component (GO): cytoplasm
Molecular function (GO): UDP-glucuronate decarboxylase activity; NAD+ binding
Source: RefSeq, a predicted model, not a curated record